This is a messenger RNA of Helianthus annuus (common sunflower), 1137 nucleotides long. RefSeq lists its product as uncharacterized. The transcript has a single exon. The record is from RefSeq and is a predicted model, not a curated record. Bases 1 to 1137 code for a protein of 378 amino acids. NCBI's taxonomy places the organism in Eukaryota, Viridiplantae, Streptophyta, Magnoliopsida, Asterales, Asteraceae.
AUGGAGAAUAGUGAAACUAUGGAAGGGGCUAAUGUUGUAAUUCCAUUAUCAUCGGUGAAGCAAGUAAGUGAACGUUAUGCUAACACCCUCUAUGGGUAUUUUUUGGGAAAGAGACUUACAUUUCCAGUAGUGGACUAUUUUGUGAAGAAUAAUUGGGUGAAGUAUGGAUUGACAAGAUUAAUGAUGAACGCUAAAGGAUUCUUUUUCUUUAAGUUUAAAUCGAAGGAAGGGAUGGAUAAGUUGCUGGAAGAAGGGCCAUGGAUGAUCAGAAACGUGCCUAUAAUCUUAAAAGAAUGGUCGCCUUCUGUGACUGUGGAGAAAGAGGACAUCACUUCUAUCCCGGUGUGGGUUAAGAUGCAUGAUGUGCCAUUGGCAGCUUUUACAGAGGACGAGCUUAGUCUCAUAGCUUCGAAAAUUGGAACACUGAAGAUGUUAGACUCAUUUACGGCAACUAUGUGUGUUGAAUCAUGGGGCCGUAGUAGUUUUGCAAGGGCCUUGAUAGAAAUUCAUGCGGAGUCGGAGCUGAAGAAAAGCAUCACUAUGGCAAUUCCCUUGCUUGACAGAAAAGGUUUUACUAAAGCUGAGGUGAAAAUAGACUAUGAUUGGGUCCCAUUGAGGUGUAAUAAUUGCUGCGUUUUUGGACAUGAUGUCCACUCGUGUCCGAAGUUACCUAAACCAGAUCAACAGGAGGGGAAUGGAAAGGAUGGUGAGGGUUUCCAGGAAGCUGUGAAAAAAUCAAAUAAGGGUAUCAACAAAGGAAUUCAAAUUAAUAAACAAAAGUCCAAGAUGGUGUACCGGCCGGUGGUUAACCCCAGACCGAAAACUAUUAUGAAGCAGCAAGUUCAAACGGCAAACUCUUUUGAUGCUUUACGCGAUCAGGUAGAGGAUUCAAGUUCGGUGGGUUUGAAAGGUAAUAGAAAGGAAAAAACGCAAAACCAAGAUAAAGAGGAUAGUGGAAGAGCUAACGCAGGUGAUCGGUUGAAUUCGACAAGGAGAAAUCACACAACGGAUGACUUUUUUACCAAUGAUACUGAUGUUGAUGACUUACUAAAUGACAUUCCAAAGUUCAUGGAUAAAAAGAGUGAUAAGAUUUCUGAGGGUGCAAGCACACCCAGUAUAACGGGAUCCCAUGGGUAG